Poecilia latipinna (sailfin molly) is the source of this 932-nucleotide messenger RNA. It is a transcript of the gene arpc5b, whose product is annotated as actin related protein 2/3 complex, subunit 5B. The transcript has 4 exons. Gene Ontology annotation, cellular component: Arp2/3 protein complex; actin cytoskeleton. Gene Ontology annotation, biological process: Arp2/3 complex-mediated actin nucleation; regulation of actin filament polymerization. Lineage: Eukaryota; Metazoa; Chordata; Actinopteri; Cyprinodontiformes; Poeciliidae. The coding region runs from base 145 to 597 and encodes 150 amino acids. The record is from RefSeq and is a predicted model, not a curated record.
CCAGGAAGCCGUCUGUCUUCCUGUCUCUGACAGCCGCGUCAAAGACAAAAAAAAAAAAAAAAAAAAAACUUAAAAAGGCUAAAUUAAAGCUUAAAACCGUCUCCCUCGUCAGAUUCAGAGUCGGACCUUUAAAUAACACUAGCGAUGUCGAAGAACACAGUGUCCGCCCGUUUCAGGCGAGUGGACGUGGAUGAGUACGACGAGAACAAAUUUGUGGACGAGGAGGACGGCGGAGAAAAUCAGCUGGGUCCUGACGAGGCAGAGGUGGACUCCCUCAUCAGACAAGGGAAUCUCAUAGAGGCGUUACAUGCAGUCCUGAAGAACCCACCAAUCAAUACAAAGAAUCAGAACGUCAAGGAUCGAGCUGAAGGUCUAGUGCUGAAGGUCCUGAGUGCCUUCAAGAGCAGCGACAUCGAGAAAGCGGUGCAGUCGCUUGACAAGAACGGGGUAGACCUGCUGAUGAAAUACAUCUACAAAGGCUUUGAGAGACCUUCAGAAAACAGCAGCGCCGUCCUGCUGCAGUGGCACGAAAAAGCUCUGGCUGCAGGAGGCGUGGGCAGCAUCGUCAGGGUACUAACGGCGAGGAAAACGGUCUAACAGCAGAGCGUAGAGGCACGUCACAUCACUGACACGCUGCACUGUUCCUCUACCAGAAGGCAUUGAAGCUGAAAGGAAAACCAGAUUAUUGUUCUUUUUACCCACUGAGAUGCUGAUUUACUUGAGGCAAAAAUGUAGGACUUGAAAUGUGGGUCAGAGUGGGUUUGAAAGCUGAUUUUCUUUUUUUCCUUCUUUUUCAGUCAUCACAGCCUAAAGUCCUCACAGGGUGCUAAAAAUACCUUCCUUCUACAUCUAUGUGCUGAUUCCUUUCCACCAGUGAUGCCCAACUCUGAGAUCAGUGUUCAUAAAAAGCGGGGUACCUCUGCAUUUUAGCA